AUGUACAAUCAUCCUCCCAGUUACAGUUACAACCGAGGGUAUGGUAGGCCACCACCGUAUGGAUCGCACAGUGGUUACCAUUACUUUCGACCACCUCCACCACCACUGGUCGACCGUGACGUUUGCGACUUGGAUGCGUCUGUGCUGCUUGUCGUGAGCUCACGACGCCAUCGCUAUCACGACGGAAAGCAUCUCAACCGUGCACAUCGAGUCAGGUGCUCGGUGAUUGCAAGUUACGAUGAGGAGUCCUGCAAUGUUUGUUGCCAACAUGCCGCUCGACGUGACAAGAGCCUAAUGAACAACCAAUUCGUGGGAUUCCUCGCCGUCACGAAAGACUUCGAACAUUGGAAAGAUGAUGAACAUCACGACGAUCGAGAUGAGGACCGGCCUGAAGACAUUCCCGAAGAACAAUCCGAAGACCAUGAUGAGGACGACCAGUCAGAUGAAAAUGACGAUAUGCGACGUAAACGCAGUAGCGACUACGAAGACAGCAAAAUCGACACAGUUAAGCUACCAGAGAAGGACUUCAUGCCUUCACCUUACUACAGGAACGUGAAGUGCGUCUGCUGUGCUCCAAAGCGGCCGUACCCUCCGCAACCCAUUUACCCAGCUCAUCCAGUUUACCCACCUUAUUCCUCUGGCUCUCAGCAACCGUCAAACUACCCAUCACCUCCAUCCCCUCCAUCUCCUCCAUACCCUCCGACACCUUCACCACCUUCACCACCCGUAUAUCCCUCAGACUCUCAGCAGCCACAAGGCUCGCCGAGCUCUCCAGGAAUAGUCCCUCAGGAUAAACCAUAUUAA
Messenger RNA from Angiostrongylus costaricensis, 804 nucleotides. Lineage: Eukaryota; Metazoa; Nematoda; Chromadorea; Rhabditida; Metastrongylidae. The record is from the annotation of a GenBank genome assembly.